Messenger RNA from Babjeviella inositovora NRRL Y-12698, 2375 nucleotides. RefSeq lists its product as uncharacterized. Bases 464 to 1882 code for a protein of 472 amino acids. The record is from RefSeq and is a predicted model, not a curated record. The transcript has a single exon. Lineage: Eukaryota; Fungi; Ascomycota; Pichiomycetes; Serinales.
GUCUUUAUCGCAGUUUUAAUAUACACUGUACAACAAACUACCAGUACUGUUUUACUGUUUUACUGGAAUUAUAUAAAACAUCCCCCCAUUUCACUGUCCCUGUCAUCAGUGAUAGUGAAUCCAUUAACCCCACGCAGCCUUACCAUUCUGUUUGUGGACCACCUGAAGCCUUUAUAAGCCGUGUUCGGUGGUAUUUUAUCCUAACAGGAGUCUCCACCUUUGCAGCCAUCACGAUACCAGGCUAACCCGUUAUACCUGAAUUGCAUCCAUUUGGUAUAGCGCCUGAAGGAUUACACGCCUCCGGUAGUUUAUACGGAUCCACCCUCUUUCUGGCUUUAGUUAGUGUUGUACCUAUCGCCAAAGGUUACAUCCACCAUAAAAUACCCCCCCAAAUCCCAAACGUAUCCCCCAGGCCGUUCCUCAGAACACAUCUCCUUAAUUCGGUUCAUAAGUACCAACACUCAUGUUACUCCUCUUUCUCCUUGCGCCGCUUGUGGCUGCCCACCAACUUCUUUCUGCCGAAGCGGAGCUAAAAAUUACAAAUGUUCUCAGAUCCUCAACUAGGUUCCGCAACAUGCCGCCGAUUGUGCCCAACCCGAAUGAGAUGGAGCGGCGCUUAAAGCCUGGAGAGAUCCCCCUGUACGUUUCCGAGUGCGCCCCGGCGAUCUACCUCUACUCUGAGGAAAAGUACAUGCCGUACGACCCGGCCCAGUUUGUUAAAAACUUCCAUUUAGAAUUCCGCAACGGUAGCAGCGUUCCGGGAGGUGAGUUUCCCCUCAGCCUUACGAAGCUCGCAACCAUCUCUAAAACCUAUUGCCGGCCAAUUGGCGACGAAACAGAUGCGGGAUAUGACAUCAACGGUGAGGACGAUAUCUUCUUCAAGUCCCACUCCGACUUCGACGGCGACCCCGCGUGGAUUACCGGGGUGCACAACCAGCCAGACGUGAACGACGGCCGGUUGGAAGAUGCCCCGGCGACAGUGCUAGUGGUGGAUAAGGGUAACGGCUGGGUCGAUGCAUACUGGUUCUAUUUCUAUUCGUUCAAUCUUGGGCCGUUUGUGAUGGGCCACGGGCCGUAUGGGAACCACGUUGGCGACUGGGAACACUCGCUCGUAAGGUUUUAUGAAGGAGAGCCGGUACUUGUGUGGAUGUCUGCGCACGGGGGCGGGGCAGCAUUUGAGUAUGAGACGAUGGAAAAAUACGGGCCGAAUUUGGCCAAGCCAAUGAAGCACGCUGGUAAGGGGAACCAGAAGUUUGCUGACGAUUCCGGGAGCCAUCCAAUGAAAUUUACCGAGGGCUCCCUUUCUAACACCCAGCCCGUCCUUUUUAGCGCACGGGGGACUCACGCAAACUAUGCGAGUCCUGGACAGCACCCCCACGACUUACCGUACGCCAUGUUGAACGAUUAUGCAGACCGCGGGUCACUCUGGAACCCGGUGUUGAACUACUUGGCCUACACGUUUGACGGUGCACGGUUGACUCCCGGUAACGGGUCUGUGCCGUUCCGAGAGGCGACGGAGUACGCUGAUGGCCGGUGGUUGUUUUACACGGGCCACUGGGGCGACCAGACAUUGCCGAUGAAGGAUCCGCGCCAGCACUGGUCUGUGUGGCUGAAAAAGUACAUCGAUGGCCCGCGCGGCCCGUUGUUGAAGAACUUGUUGCGUGUGUCGCCGUGCCAGCGCACCAAGUGGUGGAACUUUUUGCUGGCGUGCAACAUCCGGCGGUACUUGAAGUACGGGAUCGGUGUGGAGAGCGAUUUCACGGGUGAGGGUGAGUGUGGUGGGGUGUUUAACCUGGUGCGGCCGAAGUGGUUGCGUGGGAUCGUCGAGCAGGCCACCUGGGGAGGUUAUUUCUGCUUUGUUAUGGACUUGAUCUUUGGCUAGGGGUUAUCGGUAGGGAUAGAAGAGAGCUUGGAAGAAUUGCUUCGUACUCAGGAAUGUCCAUAAGAGCGGCAGGCAGGUUUCAAGAUGCAAGGAAAUGUCGAGUAUAGAUAAUGUCUCUGUUCUCCUAUGUUUUUUAUUUUUAUUUUUAUAUUGCCAAGUCUAAUGGUCCAACCCCUAGCAUUAGUUCUGUAACGGGCACAAAAAUAGACUAUGUCGUCCAUCUCGCGUAAACCUCCAUUUAAACAGAUUGGGAUGUCAGGUUCACAAAACGUUACUACUUGUACCCAAAAAUCAUUUAAAAUUUACGGUACAAUGCGGACAGAUAUACAAUUACAUUGACUAUUGGAACACUGAAUAUUGUGUUCCAUCGACUGCUGCAUGGUGCAUGGAAACCUUGUAUGCACGAGUGGUGGCGUUAUCGCCUCUAGCCAACCAUUCACGGCGACAACUGUUUCUACGUGUAGGUUGAAAUCCUUUAAUCCUGAUGUUGAGG